UACAAAAAAAAUCGCCGGCGGCGGUUUAUUUUCGUUUCAUUACAACAAUAUUUCCCCGUCAAAACAUUUCAUGGACGACGAGGAGCACAAAAACGAUGGAGCCGCCGCGCCUUCAGUGAUCGACCGUUACUACACGCGAUGAUAUGAAGGGAAACCCGUGCGAGGACCAUUGCAUCCUUCAGCAUUCCAACAGGAUUUGCGUCAUCACCUUGGCCGAGACUCACCCGCUGCUGGAGAAAGGCCGAAGCAUCGCCAAGAUCAACUACCAGAUCAGCAACGCCUGCAGCCGCUUGAACAACAAAGUGUCCGGAAAGUCCAAGCGGGGAGGUCAAUUCCUGACUGAAUUUGCGCCGCUGUGUCGAAUAACGUGCACGGAUCAAACCCAGUUCACGGUCUACAGCUGCAUCAGGGGACGUCUCCUCGAGGUCAACGAGAACAUUCUGGAAAGGCCGGGCCUCUUACAGGAAAAGCCGUCCACGGAGGGCUACAUCGCCGUCAUCCUGCCCAAGUUCGAGGAGAGCAAAAGCAUCACCGAGAACCUUCUGAGCCGGGACGACUUCGACAAGCUGGUCGCCGGACGGGCCGCCGCGCAGACGACGGAGGUCACGCGGCCCUCUUGACGAAAAACCCAAAUAAAAUCGCGGAAGAAGAGUC
Syngnathoides biaculeatus (alligator pipefish) is the source of this 654-nucleotide messenger RNA. It is a transcript of the gene abitram, whose product is annotated as actin binding transcription modulator. The record is from RefSeq and is a predicted model, not a curated record. Lineage: Eukaryota; Metazoa; Chordata; Actinopteri; Syngnathiformes; Syngnathidae. Gene Ontology annotation, cellular component: dendrite; filopodium tip; lamellipodium. Gene Ontology annotation, molecular function: actin filament binding; actin monomer binding. Gene Ontology annotation, biological process: dendrite morphogenesis; regulation of actin filament polymerization; regulation of filopodium assembly. The transcript is spliced from 6 exons. Bases 144 to 620 code for a protein of 158 amino acids.